This is a messenger RNA of Sphaeroforma arctica JP610, 323 nucleotides long. RefSeq lists its product as hypothetical. The annotation marks the transcript as partial. The transcript is spliced from 3 exons. NCBI's taxonomy places the organism in Eukaryota, Ichthyosporea, Ichthyophonida. The record is from RefSeq and is a predicted model, not a curated record.
GGCACAAUGAGAAGGCAGCCACCCGCAUUGAUCUGCUGCAAGACUACGUGUGCUUCGUCCUCUACCACGGCGAGCAACCUUUGGCCGAGAUCAGCUUCCCAUUCAAGUCACUCUACCAAGUGCAACCAGAUCUAACGUGGUACACCAUGUCGAAGUCUGUCGAAACACAUAUGAACUUACUGAGAAGGGCUGAGCGGAAAGCCCAAAGUAAACUGAGCUCUGACUUCUGGGAGGGCACGCGAGACUUGGAAGACGAUGGCAUGGGCCGUGUACGCAAGUUCGUAUCGCUGCGAGUGAUAUUUUUGGUCCUGAUAUUUUUACAG